AUGUCGGCAGAGAAGGAGGCCGCUUUCAACGCGGCAGUGCCAACUCCUACAAUCCCAGAGGAGCCCACGAUAGCUACUCCGGAGUCGACUCGUCCACCGCCCAAUGACCGCCUAAGCAUCCCCUUCAAUUGGCGACUACCUCUCACCACCGUCCUCGCCUCCUUUGCCGGUUUUGGUCUCGGUCUCACCCAUGGCGGUCAACUUUCUGGUCUCCGUUUCCGCGCCGAGAAUGCCCAUCGUCUUCCCACCUCGCAGGUCGGCUGGUACCUCUACCACAAAUCAAAAAACUACCACAUCAUGCUGGGUGGCAUUAAAGAAGGCUUCCGCAUGGGCGCACGUCUCUCUUUCUGGACUGCCAUUUUCUUCGUCUUCGAGGAGGCCGUUGACAGAUUCAGAGGUGCCAGGGACUUUAUGAGCACUGUCAUUGCUGCUAUGGGCACUGCUGGUGGCUUCAGCGCCUGGAAUCGCUUCCCUGUUCAGACUGCCGCGAGGACUGCUACUAUGGGCUUGAAGUUUGGUCUUGUCUUUGGUCUCAUGCAGGAUGCUCUCAGUGUCGCUAGAGGAAGAAGAGUCGGUUAUGUCGAGUUUGUCAGGAGACAGCUCUUUGGUGCCAGAGAAGAGUCAAAAAACAAAGUCCUGGCCUCGCCCAUCUGA
This is a messenger RNA of Aureobasidium melanogenum CBS 110374, 654 nucleotides long. RefSeq lists its product as uncharacterized. Bases 1 to 654 code for a protein of 217 amino acids. The record is from RefSeq and is a predicted model, not a curated record. NCBI's taxonomy places the organism in Eukaryota, Fungi, Ascomycota, Dothideomycetes, Dothideales, Saccotheciaceae. The transcript has 2 exons.